AUGACAACCCGAGAAGGUAAUGCAGACUCUCUUGAUCCCCGUGACUCGACGGAGAAACUCGCAGCGCUCAAGCAGCAAAUGCUGAGUGUUAUGGAACGCACCUUUAAGAACCGGUACCUCCAGCCGGACAAGCUGACUCUGGUGUCACUUAAACUCGUGCAGAAUUUGGCGGACCAUUCGUCUGAACAACGGGGUCACAUCAUCGCCUUCUUCCGAGCGCUCGCUUUGUGUCACACAGUCCUUUCCGACAAACCCGAGCCCCAGGAGUUACCGUAUCACUUGGAUUAUAAGGCUGAAUCGCCGGACGCGGCCGCGCGAGACAUUGGGUUCCCCUUUGUCAAGAAAUCGAAGGAUACUUUUGACACAGAAGUCAUGGGCCAGUCGGAGAAGUACACGCUUUUAAAGGUCCUCGAGUUCAACAGCACGAGGAAACGAAUGAGUACGGUUUUCCGAUGUCCAGAUGGACGGUUGAUCCUUUACUGCAAGGGGGCGGAUGGUGUUAUUUACGCACGCCUUGCACAAGACCAUGACCCCGUGCUGAAAGAACAGACGAGCAAGGACAUGGAGAUGUUUGCUAACAAUGGACUCCGGACGUUGUGUAUCACAUACCGCUGGCUCACCGAGGAGGAGUAUUUGACAUGGUCUAGAAAGUAUGACGCUGCCACUAGUGUCAUUGAAAACCGGGACGAGGAGAUUGAUAAAGCGAACGAACCUAUCGAGCACUCGCUGCAAAUACUUGGAGCUACCGCUCUGGAAGAUAAGUUACAAGGUGUCCCAGAGGCCACCGAGGCCUUUCAUCGCACCGGGAUCAAGCUGUGGAUUCUGACAGGUAAGGACGUGAAGAUAAUUGGUGCGGGGAAGGAUGCACCAGCGUACAAGUUGGCGUUCGCCGGCUCAAUGGGUGUGGACAUUAAAUUAUUCGUGGACAGUUGCAGACCCCUUGCGUCGUUCUAUCUGGUGGUAUUGCUGGUUUCGUUGGGAAUCCUGGAGAUCGUCAUGGUGCGUCUCCAGGGAGAUUUCGCGAAACCACUGGAGAAGAGAUUCAACUACAAGAACUGCAUCGAUGCACUGUUUAGGAUGGUCCGUGAAGAGGGUGUUUCUCUUGGUCGUGGAGUGGGGCCCAACAUGUUCCGUUCCAUUCCAAUGAACGCCAGUCAGCUCGCUUCAUAUGAUUUCUUCAAGGCUGAGCUCUUGAAGACUCCGUAUUCCACGACAACAUUCUUCGCCAUUUCAUGGCGAGCUUUGCUAGUCUCAUCAUGAACGCAUCAGGACCAGGAUCGAAUUCUACUCUUGGUGUCAUCAAGGGUCCAAUGUUCAUGUUCAAGGGCUUGUUGCCAGCUUGGACUCGUCUGCAACCGACGAUGAUCCUCAUCUUCUUAACAUUGGAACAGUUGAAGAACGGGGUUGAUUUCUCGAGAAGCAGGGGGUAUACCUUCUUGUGAGGUUCGAUAGAUGUGAAGUGUGCUACUAAUAUUAGCGAUGUAUACCAGAGUGGACAUGAAUCUUGUGAAUUUCGAU
Guyanagaster necrorhizus is the source of this 1518-nucleotide messenger RNA. RefSeq lists its product as uncharacterized. Bases 1 to 1260 code for a protein of 419 amino acids. Gene Ontology annotation, biological process: phospholipid translocation. Gene Ontology annotation, cellular component: plasma membrane. Gene Ontology annotation, molecular function: nucleotide binding; ATPase-coupled intramembrane lipid carrier activity. The transcript is spliced from 7 exons. NCBI's taxonomy places the organism in Eukaryota, Fungi, Basidiomycota, Agaricomycetes, Agaricales, Physalacriaceae. The record is from RefSeq and is a predicted model, not a curated record.